Oncorhynchus nerka (sockeye salmon) is the source of this 2820-nucleotide messenger RNA. Its product is annotated as mucin-2-like. NCBI's taxonomy places the organism in Eukaryota, Metazoa, Chordata, Actinopteri, Salmoniformes, Salmonidae. The annotation marks the transcript as partial. The transcript has a single exon. The record is from RefSeq and is a predicted model, not a curated record.
ACUGUUCCUACAACAACUACUGCUGAUACUACGUCAACUACUGCUCCUACAACAACUACUGCUGAUACUACGUCAACUCCUGCUCCUACAACAACUACUGCUCCUACAACAACUACUGCUCCUACAACAACUACUGCUGAUACUACGUCAACUCCUGCUCCUACAACAACUACUGCUGAUACUACGACAACUACUGCUCCUACAACAACUACUGCUGAUACUACGUCAUCUCCUGCUCCUACAACAACUACUGCUGAUACUACGUCAACUCCUGCUCCUACAACAACUACUGCUCCUACAACAACUACUGCUCCUACAACAACUACUGCUGAUACUACGUCAACUCCUGCUCCUACAACAACUACUGCUGAUACUACGACAACUACUGCUCCUACAACAACUACUGCUGAUACUACGUCAACUACUGCUCCUACAACAACUACUGUUCCUACAACAACUACUGCUGAUACUACGUCAACUCCUGCUCCUACAACAACUACUGCUCCUACAACAACUACUGCUCCUACAACAACUACUGCUGAUACUACGUCAACUCCUGCUCCUACAACAACUACUGCUGAUACUACGACAACUACUGCUCCUACAACAACUACUGCUGAUACUACGUCAACUACUGCUCCUACAACAACUACUGUUCCUACAACAACUACUGCUGAUACUACGUCAACUCCUGCUCCUACAACAACUACUGCUCCUACAACAACUACUGCUCCUACAACAAAUACUGCUGAUACUACGUCAACUCCUGCUCCUACAACAACUACUGCUCCUACAACAACUACUGCUCCUACAACAACUACUGCUGAUACUACGUCAACUCCUGCUCCUACAACAACUACUGCUCCUACAACAACUACUGCUCCUACAACAACAACUGCUCCUACAACAACUACUUCUGAUACUACGUCUACUCCUGCUCCUACAACAACUACUGCUCCUACAACAACUACUGCUGAUACUACGUCAACUCCUGCUCCUACAACAACUACUGCUCCUACAACAACUACUGCUGAUACUACGACAACUCCUGCUCCUACAACAACUACUGCUGAUACUACGACAACUACUGGUCCUACAACAACUACUGCUCCUACAACAACUACUGCUGAUACUACGACAACUACUGCCCCUACAACAACUACUGCUCCUACAACAACUACUGCUGAUACUACGUCAACUCCUGCUCCUACAACAACUACUGCUGAUACUACGUCAACUACUGCUCCUACAACAACUACUGCUCCUACAACAACUACUGCUGAUUCUAUGACAACUACUGCUGAUACUACGUCAACUACUGCUCCUACAACAACUACUGCUGAUUCUAUGACAACUACUGCUGAUACUACGUCAACUCCUGCUCCUACAACAACUACUGCUCCUACAACAACUACUGCUCCUACAACAACUACUGUUCCUACAACAACUACUACUCCUACAACAACUACUGCUGAUACUACGUCAACUACUGCUCCUACAACAACUACUGCUCCUACAACAACUACUGCUGAUACUACGUCAACUCCUGCUCCUACAACAACUACUGCUCCUACAACAACUACUGCUGAUACUACGUCAACUCCUGCUCCUACAACAACUACUGCUGAUACUACGACAACUACUGCUCCUACAACAACUACUGCUGAUACUACGUCAACUACUGCUCCUACAACAACUACUGUUCCUACAACAACUACUGCUGAUACUACGUCAACUCCUGCUCCUACAACAACUACUGCUCCUACAACAACUACUGCUCCUACAACAACUACUGCUCCUACAACAACUACUGCUGAUACUACGUCAACUCCUGCUCCUAUAUCAGCUACUGCUCCUACAACAACUACUGCUCCUACAACAACUACUGCUCCUACAACAACUACUGCUCCUACAACAACUACUGCUCCUACAAAAACUACUUCUGAUACUACGUCAACUCCUGCAACAACUACUGCUCCUACAACAACUACUGCUGAUACUACGUCAACUCCUGCUCCUACAACAACUACUGCUCCUACAACAACUACUGCUGAUACUACGACAACUCCUGCUCCUACAACAACUACUGCUGAUACUACGACAACUACUGUUCCUACAACAACUACUGCUCCUACAACAACUACUGCUGAUACUACGACAUCUCCUGCUCCUACAACAACUACUGCUGAUACUACGACAACUACUGGUCCUACAACAACUACUGCUCCUACAACAACUACUGCUGAUACUACGUCAACUACUGCUCCUACAACAACUACUGCUCCUACAACAACUACUGCUCCUACAACAACUACUGCUGAUACUACGACAACUACUGCUGAUACUACGUCAACUACUGCUCCUACAACAACUACUGCUCCUACAACAACUACUGCUGAUACUACGUCAACUCCUGCUCCUACAACAACUACUGCUCCUACAACAACUACUGCUCCUACAACAACUACUGCUCCUACAACAACUACUGCUCCUACAACAACUACUGUUCCUACGACAACUACUGCUGAUACUACGUCAACUACUGCUCCUACAACAACUACUGCUCCUACAACAACUACUGCUGAUACUACGUCAACUCCUGCUCCUACAACAACUACUGCUCCUACAACAACUACUGCUCCUACAACAACUACUGCUGAUACUACGUCAACUCCUGCUCCUACAACAACUACUGCUGAUACUACGACAACUACUGCUCCUACAACAACUACUGCUGAUACUACGUCAACUACUGCUCAUACAACAACUACUGUUCCUACAACAACUACUGCUGAUACUACGUCAACUCCUGCUCCUACA